AUCCUCGACUCCUGCUCACCACAACAAUCCUGGAGCCCUCAACUCCCUCACGACCUGCUGAAAAAGCAGAACCGUCCGCAUCCCUCGACCGGCGCCUCCCAAUCCUCCUCUCCCUCCUCGCUCUCCUCCUCGCAACAAUAAUCAUGGGCCGCAACCGCCCUACAGCCCCCGACGGCACAACACGAGCAACCCUCCCAGAAACAUCCCUCGCCGCCCCAUCAACCUUCACAGACGGUUUGCCUCUACCCCAACUUUUCGUCUUCGACCUAGACUAUACCCUCUGGCCCUUCUGGGUCGAUACGCACGUAUCAGGCCCAUUAAAACCCACGACCUCCGGCCUCAUCGUGAAAGACGCAUACGGAGAAUCCUGUGCAUUCUACAACGACGUGCCCGCAAUUCUCCACCACAUCAAGUCCCGCAAUCUGCAACUCGGAGCAGCAUCACGGACAUCAGCCCCGAGUCUCGCGAGGAGAAUGCUAGAACUCCUACGCAUCCCAACAACAACACAAGAACAAAAUGAAGGGAAAGAGGCGAGCAAGGGAGCGAUUGCUUUUUUCGAUCAUUUAGAAAUAUAUCCGGGCGACAAGAGAAGACAUUUCAGGGCUUUGGCGGAGAAGAGUGGAGUGCCAUUUGGGGAGAUGUUGUUUUUUGAUGAUGAGAGUAGGAAUAAGAAUGUUGAGGAAUUGGGGGUUGUGAUGCAGUUAGUCAGGAAUGGGGUGACGAAGCAGGAGAUUGAUGCCGGGGUUGAGGCGUGGAGGAAGAGGAAUGGGAGGUUGCAGAAGGAGACGUGAGGGUGUUGCGAGUCUGGUGUCGAUUACUGUAUGGCUGAGAUAUCUUGAGGUCUCUCGAUAUCUCGAUAUCUCGUUUCGGCUGCAACAAGCUGGUACAGAUGGUCGACUCUUACGGUCCUGCUCGUCCCCAGAUUGGGGCAUUUUGGUGGCGGCACAAGUAGCGUUCACAUGCAAAUCCGUUCGAAGCGAGGCGUACGAUCAGGAAGGAAAGAUACCCGCAGCUAGAGAUCUAAUAGAAUACAACAAGACGAAGAUGACUUCACGAAAGAAAAUCAACGAGAAAAGAGUAGACAGCAAAGCUUGGGAUUCUAUCAAAAGCUGAGUAAAAUAUACAAAUGCAAGCUUGCAAACAU
This is a messenger RNA of Pseudocercospora fijiensis CIRAD86, 1144 nucleotides long. RefSeq lists its product as uncharacterized. Lineage: Eukaryota; Fungi; Ascomycota; Dothideomycetes; Mycosphaerellales; Mycosphaerellaceae. The transcript has a single exon. The coding region runs from base 144 to 791 and encodes 215 amino acids. The record is from RefSeq and is a predicted model, not a curated record. Gene Ontology annotation, molecular function: acid phosphatase activity.